AUGUUAUUAAUAUUAAUUCUUACCACAAUUCUGGCAAUUCUAAUCGUUCGACAUUAUCAAAAAGUCAAAAAAUUGCCACCUGGACCAUUUUCUUUGCCAUUAAUUGGAAAUUCUCCACAAAUUGUUUAUCAAUUAUGGAAGACUGGAGGAGUUGUUCCAAUGUUGGACAGUUUUCGCAAAGAGCAUGGAAAUGUUUUCACCCUCUGGUUCGGACCACUUCCUCACGUGAGUAUUGUGGAUUAUGAAACGGCUUAUGAUACUUUUGUCAAGCAUGGGAGUCGAUAUGCUGAUCGGAUGAUUCCUGAACUUUUGGCUAUGGGUAGAGGUGAGUUUGGGGAAUUUUUGUUAAAUAAAAUGAUUUUAAUUUGUUUUAGGGAACACCGGAGUCUUAUUUUCCAAUGGUGAAACCUGGCAAGAAAUGAGACGAUUUAUCCUAACUACUUUUCGAAAUAUUGGAGUUGGCAAAGAUGGAAUGGAGGAGAGAAUCUUGGAGGAAAUCGAUAUCAGAUUCAAAGAGAUCGACGAAAUAGCUAUCGAUGGAAAAACCACGCUAAAUUCCAAGGAUUUCUUUGAUCUGACAAUUGGCAGUGUUAUCAAUACAAUUUUGAUUGGAAAACGUUAUCAAGGAGAAAGCAAACCAUUUUUCUUUGAAUUGCGCGCACUUCUUGAAGCAUCUAUGGAAGUUUUUGCUCCAGCUGAUUUGACAGUACCACUAUGGUUCUUGAAGUAUUUCUUCCCUAGAAGAUAUAAUUUGAUCAAAAAAGUAAAUGAUAAUUUAUUUGAGUAUGUUGGCAAAGAAGCUAAGGAACGCCUAGAAGAUGAGAACAAAUUUAUUGAUCCUGAAAAUCCUCAAGAUUUGGUGGACGCGUUUAUUUUGAAAAUUAGAGCUGAUAAUGGGGCGAACAUAUACACUUUGACGAAUUUGCAAAUGAUUUUGAUGGAUUUAUGGAUAGCAGGACAGGAGACCACUUCAACAACUUUGAUUGCUGGAUUCAAUCAACUUAUGCACAAUCCUGAGAUUAUGACAAAAGUUCGCAAAGAGGUCAGGAAUAUUACCAGUGAUGGAAGUCGCCCUCUUCUCUAUAGUGAUCGUGGGGACACACCAUAUCUCAAUGCAGUUGUCGCAGAAAUCCAGCGCUUCGCUUCAGUUCUCAAUGUCAAUUUCUGGCGAAUCAAUCACGAGUUAGUCGAAGUCGCUGGUUAUCAAGUUGAUGGUGGAACUAUGAUUGGUGCACAAAUUGGCGGUCUUCAUGUUAAUGAUGAGAUUUUUGGAGAUAUCACCAAGUUCAACCCGGAUAGAUUUUAUAAAAACGAAAAGCUUAUCAAUCAAUUAAUCUCGUUUGGUGUGGGUAAACGAAGUUGUGUUGGUGAAGCAUUGGCGAAACAGGAACUCUAUAUGGUUACUGGAAAUUUGAUUUUGAGAUAUAAUAUAAGUCCGGCUGAUGGGAAAUUGCCGUCAUUGGAAGAGGGAAGACCAUUUAGUGCUUCGAAAAGACCAAUUCCUUCGAAUUUGGUUUUUGAAAGAGUUGCAAAAUAA
Caenorhabditis angaria is the source of this 1537-nucleotide messenger RNA. Lineage: Eukaryota; Metazoa; Nematoda; Chromadorea; Rhabditida; Rhabditidae. The record is from the annotation of a GenBank genome assembly.